AUGUCUCUCGAUUUCGAAAAGAUCCACACACCCAAGACCCUUUCGCAUGAGUUUGAGCUGCAGCCACUCGCCGACACCCUGGCGGCCAAGCCUCUCUCCGCAGCAGCAUGCAAGCUCAUAGACAUGCCCAAAAAUGAGUUUUUGGAUACUGAAGAAGAGAUCAAUGUGAUUGAGGCGGCAUUAUAUAUAUUGAGUGUCAAGUUUGAUACCCUCCCACAGGAGGAGAGGCCAAAUGACAGGGACAAGGUGCGACUGGUAAGUGGGUCAUACGGGAAUUCAACUGUCGCUGAGAGAGCUCAGUGGAUCACCCGGAACCGUGGCCCCGUCAUGGAGCAAUUGAUCUCUCGAGUGGAGCCUCCUUUUCGUGAGUAG
Molecule: messenger RNA, 372 nt
Organism: Cryptococcus amylolentus CBS 6039
Lineage: Eukaryota; Fungi; Basidiomycota; Tremellomycetes; Tremellales; Cryptococcaceae
Exons: 2
Coding region: 1-372 (123 amino acids)
Source: RefSeq, a predicted model, not a curated record